AGAACCCAGCCUCCCCCAACGACGGUUCCCCCCUUCCCCCGUGAGAGAAGACAAAAAAACCUAGUAAAAACUACUGACACGGUGACACUUCCUCUCUAUCCGUCUUUUUCCGUUGCUUGAAAAUCUCUUACCAAUGGACGGGUUUGGGCCAACCGAUUACGAGGAUUCUAUUUAUGAAUUCACUCUAGCUGAGAUUGUAAAGCUGGAGAAUAUAUUUAAGGAGAUUGCAGAACAAUCAGUGGGUCAGGAGUUUUGCCAAGAUAUUGCAACCAGUUUUAGUCGCUCAGCAAGUCGUGCUGGAAAAUCUGCCGUAACAUGGGAGCAGGUGCAAACUUGGUUCCAGAAUAGGCAAGAGCAGUUGGAAGAUAAAGAAACUUCCUCAUCUCUGGCCCUGAAAUUAUUUGUUGAUACUUCGGAUGAUGCACACAUUCCAAGCAAUGCGCCUGAAAGUUCUCCAAGUCCUAAAGGUAUAAAGGCCACAGAUAUUUCAGAGUUGCAAUUUGAAGCUAAAUCAUCAAAAGAUAAUGCGUGGUAUGAUGUUGCUUCGUUCCUCACUUAUAGAGUUGCUAGUAGAGGCGAACUUGAAGUUCGUGUACGAUUUGCUGGCUUUAGUAAGCAGGAGGAUGAGUGGGUGAAUGUAAAAAGGGCGGUGCGGGAGCGGUCUAUUCCUUUAGAACCAUCGGAGUGUCAGAGGGUGAAGGUCGGAGAUCUUGUGCUUUGCUUCCAGGAAAGAGAAAAUCAUGCAGUUUACUGUGAUGCCUUUGUUGUGGAAAUCCAAAGGAAGCUACACGACAUAAGGGGCUGCAGGUGCACCUUCGUUGUCCGCUAUGACCACGAUAACAUUGAAGAAAAAGUUCAGCUUGGGAGGAUAUGUUGCAGGCCUAUCCAAUAUUCAGGGUCCGGUUUUGAUUUCCAAGCAGGGCCUACACAAUAUGAUUCGCAGGCUGCCUUUGAUAUCCCAGCAGGAAUCAAAUUUCCAUUUUAAGCUGUUUUCAAAUCAUAUUCCCUUUUUCAUUUGUUGUAAAUUUUGCUAUAAAAUGUUGGUAACCUCUGGAAACUUCGAUUCAACUUUACAAGUAGUACUUGAAGAACCA
Messenger RNA from Alnus glutinosa, 1094 nucleotides. Its product is annotated as protein SAWADEE HOMEODOMAIN HOMOLOG 1. The record is from RefSeq and is a predicted model, not a curated record. The transcript has 9 exons. Bases 134 to 985 code for a protein of 283 amino acids. NCBI's taxonomy places the organism in Eukaryota, Viridiplantae, Streptophyta, Magnoliopsida, Fagales, Betulaceae. Gene Ontology annotation, molecular function: DNA binding; chromatin binding.